Trichoderma asperellum CBS 433.97 is the source of this 264-nucleotide messenger RNA. The record is from RefSeq and is a predicted model, not a curated record. NCBI's taxonomy places the organism in Eukaryota, Fungi, Ascomycota, Sordariomycetes, Hypocreales, Hypocreaceae.
AUGAUUCAUGUCGACCCAUCGCUAAUUGUUAAGGCUGCUGAAAAGGAGGCAAUACGCCUGAUGGCCAAGAUUGCUCGUCUUCAUAAACAGCAUAAGGAUUGGAAGGAGAAAGCAGCACAAGCUAUUUCCCAUGGUAUCAAUGAUUUAGAGGAAUUGGAGCGUAUUAAGCGCAAGGAAAGGGAGGCUGCGGAGGCCGCUCGUCAGACUACCCUAGCAGCGCCUAAUUCCGCCGGCCCGUCCCAGUCCGUCAACGUCGUUAAUUAG